This is a messenger RNA of Myxocyprinus asiaticus (Chinese sucker), 881 nucleotides long. RefSeq lists its product as uncharacterized. Gene Ontology annotation, cellular component: extracellular region. The record is from RefSeq and is a predicted model, not a curated record. Lineage: Eukaryota; Metazoa; Chordata; Actinopteri; Cypriniformes; Catostomidae. The transcript has 7 exons. Gene Ontology annotation, biological process: immune response. Bases 13 to 624 code for a protein of 203 amino acids. Gene Ontology annotation, molecular function: interleukin-12 receptor binding; growth factor activity.
ACCACACACAUCAUGAAGUUCUGUGUUGUGUUUUGUGUAGUUGUGUCUCUUGUGAUGGGCACACCAGUGCCAUUAAACACACGAGAGUGUGCCACGUGCACGGAGAGCGCCAGAUCUCUGCUCCACAACCUCUUACAUAUCAUGGAGAAGGAGGGGAGGAUGAACCAGGAUUUGUUUGCAGGUUUUAACUGCACUGAACAAAUAGCACAAAUGAUUCCCCACACUGAAACUGCAGCGAUCUGUCAACCCAACACACCUGCUAAUACAACCUGCUCAAACCAACAGAACUCUUCAUUCAGUGCGACAGUGUGUAUGAGGAGCAUCAGUGAUGAUCUGUACUACUAUUACACCUUGUUGAACUCAUAUGUUCAGACAGACGGCUACAAACACACUAAGCAAGAUCUCGAACCUGUUAUAACGGCCACAGAAAAUCUCAAGAAAUGUUUGCAACAAAGCUGUACACAACUGUCAACUGAGCAUGCACUGCAAGAGUGGGUGGUGUGGCGCGGCUCGUCAUUUGACGAUCGUUUAUCACUGUGUAAGACGCUGAAAGGCUUCCACGUGCGCGUCAUCACCAUCAACAGAGCGCUCAGGUACAUCGCCUCCGGAGACUACAGGAAGUGAUGUCAUUCACUACUCCCAUUUCUUCAUCAGUAAUCAAAAUUACAUGACUGUACAUGAUCAAACUGCACUAGCCCAUCAACUCUGAUAGAAAUCAGUGUAUAACACCCGUUUAUAAGCUACAGUACCUACAGUACAUCUUGUGGUGCUUUGAUAUAUGUAUAACUCCAUGGUGAACAUGUUUAUGUUAAUUAUUUAAUCUAUUUAUUUGUUUUGGGAAAUUAUUUAUUUGCAUGUAUGCUGAUACAUUAUUUAUUGAC